Messenger RNA from Polychytrium aggregatum, 686 nucleotides. RefSeq lists its product as uncharacterized. The transcript has 8 exons. Gene Ontology annotation, molecular function: calcium ion binding. The coding region runs from base 1 to 588 and encodes 195 amino acids. Lineage: Eukaryota; Fungi; Chytridiomycota; Chytridiomycetes; Polychytriales. The record is from RefSeq and is a predicted model, not a curated record.
AUGCAAAACCUGACUCUCAAGUUUAACCCCAAGGAGCAUGCCUCCGGACCUGCAAGGGGAGAAACCAACCGGUCGCCCGUCAGAACAUCUCCAUCUUACUCUGGGAACAACGCCUCGGCUAACAGCACUACCCAGGCAAUGUUCAACAAAUACGACAUUGACGGUUCGGGCGCGAUCAGCACAAAAGAAUUCCGCAAGCUCUGCUAUGACCUCGGAUACUAUCUGUCCGACUUGGAGCUGGAGAUGGAUUUGAAGCUGUUGGACGCGAACGGCGACGGGGAAAUCAGCUACAGCGAAUUUAUAAAGUGGUGGAAGAACGACAAGCGCUUUGAGAUGCUGCAAAUGCCGCCACAAGAGUUUGUCACGGUUCAGCAGUCAAGCUCGUAUUUUCAAAAAUUCGACAAGGACAACAGCGGCAGCAUUGACGCUCGCGAGUUCAAGGAGCUUUACAACGACCUUGCCAAGCACAAUUUAACGACCAAGUCUGUGACGGCAACGCUCAGAGAAAUCGACUCGAGCAAGGAUGGCAAGAUUAGUUUCAACGAAUACAUUGCCUGGCUGUUGCAGGGAAAGGGUGCGGCCAAGUAGCAAGCAUCGUUUCUGAUCUGAAUGAUAGUGCGCGGGUUGUGCUCCCACACCCGAAAGCACAGAUUCUCUCUCGGAAGGAGGUGCAAGCCGCCGGUGAC